Messenger RNA from Durusdinium trenchii, 624 nucleotides. Lineage: Eukaryota; Dinophyceae; Suessiales; Symbiodiniaceae. The record is from the annotation of a GenBank genome assembly.
AUGUUCCAACCCGUGGUGAUUCACCGCCUUGGACCGCCGGAGUCCGCGGAGUCAGCCAUGGCGAGUCCCAGUCCAGAGCCUCUCGUGACCGUGCAGAUGUGCAGUCCCAGUGGCGAGGUGCUGGCCGCUGAGAAUCUCCCAGUGCAAGGUCCAGCGGCAGAGGCCAUCCGCACGGCGCUGGCGGCCGCGAAGAAGCGCGCCAAAGGCGCCUUCGUGUUUCUGCUGGGCACCCAAGUCAUCGACGACCGCGUCUCCUUGGCGGACCUGGGGCUCGCAGCCAACACCCAAGUGGAAGUCACGGUCUUGGACAGCUUACGGCCCUGCUUCGAGUGGGGCUUCUAUGCCUCUGACGGUCGCAACUCCAUCGAUGCCUCCGAGCGAAUCUUCACGCGCGGCGACCUGGCGCACCACACGGAUGGCGUGCGCGCCAAAGCGCCGCUGCCGCGCGACGCGCGGUGCUACGUGACCUUUCGGAAGCUCGGCACCCACGCCUCACUGGGCGUGGGCACCGCCGGCUGCACGUUGGGCCGGAGUGACUAUCUCCACCUUUUCGGGCUCCUCGACGAAGCGCAGUGGACGGGUGUGGCGCAGUGGGCGCACUACAUGGGGCACAAGGCAGGAUGA